CUAAUGUGUCAUGGUGAUGACCGAAACAUCAGCCUCCGACAGUUCUUCUUACUUUAUUGUUCCUUUUAACUUUAAACUGUUGGUUAUCGUGGUCACCCCGUUGUUUCACGUGAUCUUUGCUAGUUUAGUAAACCUUAUAAACGCACGACCCUCAUCCAAUUCUAAUGACACUUCGUGCGGGACAGUCGAGCGGUUCAAUUCGCUCAUGGCGUCGUCACUUUCCGUUAGCUUCUGUUGACAAUCUGACAGAUUUGAUGCGUGAGAUUCUGUUUAAUUCAAACUUCAACCCUGCGUCAGAUUCCGACUCUUCGUAUUCUGGGGUCGCUAGGCUGGGUUCAACUGAUUCGGCCACUUGUGUUAUCGAGCCAGACCUUACCUUCGUUUCCAUUGUCCUUGGGUUCAUAGAGAAUCGUCUCACCAGUUCCAUGCAUGAGGAACCAGCCGUCCCUUCUAGGCUAAGGCCUGCCGUCAGCCUAUGCUCGUCAUCUCUGAAGUAUUCCUCAACGUGUGCUAACGGUCUUGCAAUAUCUUCGGCAGCGUCAACUAAGGUUCCUCCCUCUCCAUUAUCAACCCAAAAAACCAGGACGGGAAAUGCGUCAGAGGACCCUCUGACCCCUGACCUGUCAACCGUCAUGGAUUCUCCUUCCUCGGACAUUCCCUGCACAGCUGAAGUCAUCACUAUCACAGCUUCAGAGGCUAAAACUCGGGCACAACGUCGUCGUUCUGUUCAUCGACGCACUUCAUCCGCUCGCGAAAUCGGUCUUUCGUCCCACAAGAACUCAAACAAUCCGCUCUCUGGGUGUGUUCAAUCACCAGGUCCUUCUUCAUUGGAGGCUACUAAACCAUCUCUUGUCCCCGUAAACAAGCGAAUAAGGUAUUUGGGUCAUGUUCCGGAAACCACCUCCUUUCCGUGUCUUACAUUUGAGGAAGCCGAACGAUGGUAUCAAGAAUUCCACACGCUUAUCACGACUUCGCCCAAACUCCAACCGUUCCUCAAGGUGCCGCCGUCAAACUCAUCCCGUUCCAACACUGACGAUGCACCGCGUUUUGCGACGCGUGCGCUCAUCCGGGCAGUAUGCGAGGUGCUCUGGACUAGGAUGACAUGUGGUAAAAAUCGCGAGAAAGUCACUCACACACAAAGCGUCUACUCGUUUCUCUCGAGUGGGAUUGUGGAUAGCUUUGGUUUCGCUUAUACGGCGGUGGCUGCAUGUCAACUACUUGAUUAUUCCGACGUGCAUCUUGCGCUCUCGGAAGAUCACGGUUGGGUGGAAUUCGGCCCUCCAGAUGCACGUCAGACAGCCGAUGUCGCUAGCUGGUUGCAGAGCGUUCAUAUGGCCCAUGGGCACGACGGCAUCAGUCUUGCUGAGUCCCAAUCACUGUCAUCAGGAGGUGAAAGCGAUCAACCCAUUACGAAAUUGACUGUCUUCGACGAUCAGGGCUCUCCACCCCCUGUUCGAAUUCCCCCUUGGACUCAUUCGUGGCUGUAUGUCAACGGAUAUCCAGUCAUCUGUCAUCCACGUAUACUGGCCGUUGCGGCGGCGAUCGCUUCCCUGCAACCUGGUUCCACAGUUCCAGUGCAUACUCCGUCUCCAGCUUCAGUACCAAGCGUCUCUAACUCGAUGCCAGCCUAUUCUACUUCCACAGAUUUUGCCACCACAAACAAAUGGGCACGGCAUUUGUCCACUCCUUCUGCUAUUUCCAUGCAGUUGGUGACAGUGAAACAUCGCUUGCUGUGGCUCUUUUAUGAUGCUGGAUGCUUGGCACGCUAUCCCCUCGGGCUGACAAACCUGGCUGAUUUGGAAGAUGCGUUUCCGUCCCCAGUUGUCUCGAAUCCUGUGGCUAAUGGUUCUCAAACAAAGUCCGACUCUGAUCCUUGCUACCCUUCAGCUGGCACUUCUGUUGCCUUUCGGCUCUAUACUGAAGCGGUCUCUGCUAACAGAAAGCAUUAUGCGAAUCAACACGUAUACCCUUACACUUCUCUGGCUGGUUACCUUUACCGACAUGAUGACCACCGCGGUGCUCUGCAUUAUUGGUCAGAAGCUGCUCAGGUUAUCGGACAGUAUAACCACAGCUCCGACGACUGGGAGGUCUACCGCGAGCUUCUAGAGAUUGCCACCCAACUGAUGCCUCACGUGUUCCGGUGUGCUGCUGAGGCAUCUCGUUUCUGCCCCGAUGGCGUUUUGGCCACUGAUCCAGAUGGUUACGUGUAUCAACCCUCGAAUAUUUUGGAUGAUCCUCAAUGCUUAGCUUAUCUCCUCGCGUUUUACGAUCAUCUGUGCUUGUGGGAAGAAGGCUCACCGGUACCUGUGCUACAUGUGGGAUGGGUGGACAAGUUAAUGAUUAAUCUAACCCGAUUCUCUCAACGCGCCAGACGUUUACUUUGUCUUUCAGUGGAUGAAACAAAACUCUCUCAAACCGAAGCGGAUGUCAACUCACCGGCUCUUGUUCACACAAGGCGAUCAGAACACUUGAGUCUUUCUCCAUCCCUCGUGUCCCUGCCUAGACGAUCAUCAACUCGGCGAACUCGAACUCCCUCUCGCUUAAAUGACCAAACGAGUCCAGGACCCAGUGGGUUGACUGAAUACCCUCUUUCUCCAAAAUUGGGCAUAUCUUUGACAGUUCAGACAACGUUCAGUGAUUCGUUAGCCGCACCGUGUACUUCAGCCUCAUCGUUAUCGACACCGCCGAUUGUGUUGACCUCAAUAGAAAACCGCAUAGAUGGCAGUAAAACCACCAGUGCUGAUUUGUUCGAAAUGAAAUCAGUUUCUUCCACCGGAAAAAAAUCUAAAAGCGCAUCUCGGAGCAAAUCAGAAGCUGUCUGUCCAUCUUCUAUCCUGGUUACUGAGGGGAAUUUGCCCCUAGGUAAUCGUGUCAGUGAGAAGAUAGAACCGUUUUCUGGCGGUGAUGUCACAGAGAUUUCGACGGUAUUAUACGAAGAAUCAGCGGAUAAAUGGACUCCACUAACUGAGCUAGAUGGGCAGAGUAUUUCCCGCUCAUCCUCACCGAUUGUCGAGUUUUCAACCCAUGACUUCUUGUCUAGUUUGGCCGAGGCAUGUGAUCAUCGGUUGCUGAACCCGGCUUUCCUUUGGGGUGUCGAACCCGACACGCCUUUCCUGCCAGAGAACGUUGCCCCCGAGGACGCACUUACUAGGCUUCUCGUCUCGCUGGAACCUAGCCACUUCCUUUUAGGCACGCGGUCAACGAAUCUGUUUCUUACGCCACCGGAUUCAGGAAGCUCAUGUAUAACCGAGAAGGUAUCCAUAAAUCCAUCCCACAAUCAACACAAAGAGUGCUCGGUGUUCGGUGGAACAGAGCACGAUACGACACCAGCUUUCUCAAACGAUAACACCAGCAAAUUUGACGAACCGUUUCCGCUGAGUGAUACUGUUUCCGAUGGGCUAAUUGGUUCUGUCACUCAUUUGGCUAACGAGUCGGUUUCUCCGGAGGGUGAACUUACGAUGAACGAUGACGACCCCCAACUGUCAUUACACAUUGAUAGUUUUCCGUCUGAUUGGUCCAACUCGGACACCAUGGUUGAGGUUGCUCUUGAAACCGGACAAUCCAUGCAGUCGAAGUCGAUGGGGGAUAUGAUCGUGCAUUUGACUCUGCAUUCGACCAAAAUGAUUUCUAUAGUAGAUUUACUGCGCGCCUCUCGACUGAAUGCUUCAGCAAUCAAGUUGGCCCUCACUGCCCAAAGUCAGUUGUGUCCAAAACGACAUGGGCUGCCUUCGCUUCAUGAAACUGCUUUGGCCCAUGUUUGACGUUCAUUGUGAACUUCAGCUUUGAAGCUAAGCGAGGCUAUUUUUUCGCACCCAUUGUCAUUUUAAUCAACCAGCUUCACACCUCACCGAUCGCUCUUUAGGGAUCGUUUUUCUGUUUACCCUGCAGACCUAAUCCACUUAUACGAUUUUCCACAAAUUCUUGCGCCGUUCUUCUUUAUACGCAUAACUCACUUUGUGGUGGCUUUUAGUUUUAUCCUAUGCCAUCUAACCGCCGUGUGUACGAGGUUAUUAUUUUUUACUCCUAUUUUGAGUGUGUUUAUUUUUCAGCCAACAGAGGGUUCUCGCAGUUUAUGGCAUUCCAUUGAAGUUGUUCAUCAUCACUUUUGAUACCUACACCCAUGUGUCUCUCAUCACAAAAUGGUCUUUUGUACACUUGAGUUCACUCAUCCCCAUCACCCCGAACCCAUCUGACCGUUUUCACAUAUCGUCCGUUUCUGCGUUUCAUUUUUACAAACUGAUAUCGAUUCUUAUUUUGUAGCAGUCUUCCACUAGCAAUCCCGAGUCCAUCAACUAAUGGACUGCCUUAUUCUCCGGUUUUCUUUCGGCCUAGUGCCUAUUCUUCCCGGUGCUUUGUACUUAAUCCCAUUCCUUCAUUUACCCUAAUUGUCACUCAACUUCUUCGUUGCCGGCGUUUCACCUCCACACACUCAACGCUGAUACCAGAGGGACGCAACCGACUCUUUAAUGACCCCAACUCUUUUUUGUCAUUGUUAAAAUGGAUUGUCUAUUUUUGAUGGUGUCAAAUCACAAGCCUCUUUCGUCCAUUCGCUGUCGUGGCUCGGUAGCUGCCCCACUGGGCUAUCACCUGAUUGAUUUUCAUUCGCAUUUAACCUACCAUCCUCCGUCCUCCGCGCACUAGUAGUUUAUUUGAAAGCGCGAAGACCUUUUUCCUUCCUGCGUGCUUCAUCCAAGUAGUAUAUGAACAAAUGCAAUGGGUCUUUUCCGUGACCUCUUAGCCGAUGGGUGUUUAUCGUCGUUACUGU
Dicrocoelium dendriticum is the source of this 4765-nucleotide messenger RNA. The record is from the annotation of a GenBank genome assembly. Lineage: Eukaryota; Metazoa; Platyhelminthes; Trematoda; Plagiorchiida; Dicrocoeliidae.